AGGACAUUAACUUAUUAUUUCUGGUAGUAGCAUGAACUGUUAUCUUCACAUUUGUGGUAAAUGGAAGAAUUUUAUGGUUGCCAAUUCAUUAUUUUAAGUUAGGAGAAGGAAUUAACUAUUGUGAUGCUGGUAAAGGUGAUCUCAUUUUGUCUGCUGACUAGUUCUCAAUCCAACUAUAAUAGUAGAAAAUUUAGAUACACUCAUCUUGUGAUUCACUAAAGUUAUUAAAAACUAUAGGCCAAAUAUUAAAAGAUGAAUAAAGGACUAGAUCCAUGACACAUAGAGAUACUGUUUGCAGUCUUUAAAGAUUACUUCGUAGACAAUAGAAGCUUAAUAGUGUUCUCCGCCAGCAAAGAGAAUCUUGCUGAUCCUACAUUGUUUGUUCAGACGAGGUCUAAGGGAGCAUAAAAAGAGUAAUUCUGUCCUAAAUUGCUUACAUUUAGAGUCCUUGAGUUGGCUAUGGCAACCAGCAAUGUAAAGCUUCUGGGAAGAAACGGAUGCCCUUUUGUGAAUCGGGUUCAAAUGGCCCUUAACUUGAAGUCCAUCGACCAUGAAUUCAUCGAAGAGAAUCCUUUCAAGAAAAGUGAGCUUCUCCUCAAAUCAAAUCCUGUUAGUAAGAAAGUCCCAGUUCUCUUCCACGCUGAAAAGACUAUAUGUGAGUCUCUCCUCAUCGUGCAAUACAUCGAUGAAGCUUGGCCUAAUGGUCCCACCAUACUUCCUUCUGAUCCUUAUGAACGUGCCACUGCCCGGUUUUGGGCAGCCUAUAUUGAUGAAAAAUGGUUUCCAUUAACAGCAGAGUAUAGGAAAGCAGAAGGAGAAGAAGCAAAGGCAGCAGUGAGAGACAAAGUGAUUGAAGGGACAUUGCUGCUAGAGGAAGCUUUCAUCAAAUGCAGCAAAGGCAAAUCUUUCUAUGGUGGAGAUAACAUUGGUUACAUUGACAUUGUUCUUGGGAGCUUAUUGGGAUGGCUUAAAGCAGAAGAAAUUUUGACUUCCACAAAAAUAUUUGAUGAAACCAAGAUUCUGAAAUUAGUCGCAUGGGCUGAGAGAUUUUGUGCAGACAAAACAGUGAAGGAUUUCAUCCCGGAAUCUGAGAAACUUGCUGAAGGUUUCAAGAAGUUUGAGAAACUAAAAGCUGCCUCAAACUCAAAUUAGGGGUUGCUUUUAAUGGAGUUAGUAUGUGUAGAAACUUGAUCCUGCUUCUAUGAAUGUACGUUGAAUGUAAUGGCCAAUGCAAAAAGGUUUUACAGGAUAUAAUUCAACAAAUAAUAAGUGAUUGUUACUCUCAUGAAUGGACUAAAUGAGAUUGUUUAAUAUCUUUUUAGUACUGACAUGUUUAAAGCAACUUUAUCAAGCCCCAACUUAACCCAAUUCCACAGGCUUAGAUUGCGGCC
This is a messenger RNA of Lycium ferocissimum, 1391 nucleotides long. Its product is annotated as glutathione S-transferase U17-like. Bases 460 to 1152 code for a protein of 230 amino acids. Lineage: Eukaryota; Viridiplantae; Streptophyta; Magnoliopsida; Solanales; Solanaceae. Gene Ontology annotation, molecular function: glutathione transferase activity. Gene Ontology annotation, cellular component: cytoplasm. Gene Ontology annotation, biological process: glutathione metabolic process. The record is from RefSeq and is a predicted model, not a curated record. The transcript has 2 exons.